Populus nigra (black poplar) is the source of this 2232-nucleotide messenger RNA. Its product is annotated as clathrin interactor EPSIN 1. The transcript is spliced from 11 exons. The coding region runs from base 232 to 1905 and encodes 557 amino acids. Gene Ontology annotation, biological process: endocytosis. NCBI's taxonomy places the organism in Eukaryota, Viridiplantae, Streptophyta, Magnoliopsida, Malpighiales, Salicaceae. Gene Ontology annotation, molecular function: clathrin binding; phospholipid binding. The record is from RefSeq and is a predicted model, not a curated record. Gene Ontology annotation, cellular component: endosome; clathrin vesicle coat; plasma membrane.
GAUAUUGAUUAUUGGUACUCAAAACAUAAGUUCCAGCCUCGUUCUCUUGCCUCCUCAAAAUAAUAAAAUUAUUAAAACCACAGAAACAUUCCUGCCUGAUUACGCAUCUCCUCUCUUCGACCAAAUCCAAGAUCUCACCACUUAACAAUCCUCACUUACCAAAUCUCUGCAUUUCUCCAUCCUGCAAUUCGUUCAGAUCUUAAUCAGACGCCACCGAUUUGCAGAUCCAUCAUGGAUUUCAUCAAAGUCUUUGAUCAAACAGUCCGCGAAAUAAAGAGAGAGGUCAAUCUCAAGGUCUUGAAGGUUCCUGAAAUCGAACAAAAGGUGUUGGAUGCCACUGAUGAUGCACCUUGGGGUCCACAUGGCUCUGCAAUGGCUGAGAUCGCGCAAGCUACUAAAAAAUUCACGGAAUGUCAAAUGAUCAUGAAUGUCCUGUGGACGAGGUUAGGUGAGACGGGCAAGGACUGGCGUCUUGUUUACAAGGCAUUGGCUGUCAUAGAAUAUUUGGUGGCACAUGGAUCUGAUCGUGCUGUUGAUGACAUAAUAGAACACACAUUCCAGAUAUCAUCCCUCACAAGUUUCGAAUAUGUUGAGCCAAACGGAAAGGACUCAGGACUUAAUGUGAGGAAGAAGGCUGAAACUAUUGUAUCCCUUUUGAACAAUAAGGAUAAAAUAUACGAAGUCAGGAGUAAGGCUGCUACUAACCGUGACAAGUAUGUUGGUCUUUCAUCUAGUGGAAUAUCUUAUAAGUCAAGCACAGCCUCAUUUGGUAGCAGCAGCAGCAGCAGCUUCCAAAGUAGAGAUCGUUAUGGAGGUGGCUUAAGUGGUACGGGAGAUGAAGAUAGCUAUGAUAGUUUUAAACAAGAAAAGAGUCGAAAGGAUUCCUACACGAAGUCACAUCGAAGGGGUAUAAGUGACGAUCAAGACAGCACCUUGAAAAAGGGUUCUGCAGGCUUUGGAAGCAAGGAUCAAGAUAAUUUGUCUUCUCGUGCAUCAAGGUCAUCUGCUAACCUAAAUGCCUCUGAUAAGAAAAACUCAGUUUCAAGUAAUUAUGAUGACGAUGAUUUUGAUCCCCGAGGAACCUCCAGCACUAAGUCUGCUUCUCAAACCUCAAACCAAGUUGAUUUGUUUGGAGAAAGUUUGAUUGGUGAUCUCAUGGAUGCACCUCCAUCUGUUCCUACAGAAGCUUUAGUCAUGAAUGGGAAUUCUGCAGAGGUUGAUCUGUUUGCUGAUGCAGCUUUUGUAUCAGCACCUCCCCAAGCUGGAAAGGAAGCAAGUUCACAGACUCAGACAAAGGUCGAUCUGUUCACUUCCCAACCUGCCAACCCUUCUGCAGUUCCUUCUACAUUUGACUUCUUUUCUAGUGAUGAACCAGUCGCACAACCCGGGAUCAAGACUCCAAAAUCUGAUCCUCCAAAUACUAAUGUCUUUGACCCAUUUGCUGCAGUUCCAAUGAACAAUUUUGAUGGGUCUGAUCUUUUUGGUGUAUUCACUUCUAGUUCUAAUCCAGCUUCUUCAGAACCAACUCAAAGUCCUAUUAAAGAUGGCAGCCUUAACAAUUUGGAUGGGAAGUCUUCGGCAAGCUCCAAUCCUCCACAGAAGGAGGGUUUCCAGGUGAAGUCUGGAAUAUGGGCAGAUUCGCUUAGCCGUGGACUGAUUGAUCUUAAUAUAUCUGCUCCCAAGAAGGUGUCUCUUGUAGAUGUUGGUGUCGUGGGUGAUCUUACUAAUGGAUUAGAUGAAAGGGAAAAGGGACCUCCAACUUCAUUCUAUAUGGGAACAGCUAUGGGCAUGGGAUCUGGCCUUGGUAAAUCCGGGUUAACGGCUUCACAGUCACAAGCAACUGGCGGAGAUGAUUUCUUCUCAAGCCUUGGUGGCCAACAAUACCACUUUGGUAAUUUUAAGUAAAUUCUGUCAAGUGGCCUUUAUCGCCCAUUAUGCCCGCAUAUUCUUUUGCCCGUUUGGUAAAGAUAUUUCAAGUGCUGCCAUAUUGGUGUGCUCACUCUUGUUCACAACUCCAAGAGAACAACACGGUGAUCUGAUUCUGCACCGAUCUUGACAAGGUUUUUACUAGAUUACUUGUUUCAAAAAGAUUGCAAAAUUGUCUUUAUUAAGUCCUCCAGCAUUGUGGUGGCGCUUUUGUUUGUAGUUAAGAGAUGCGGUUUUUUUUAAUCUCUUUUCGCUGCCUGUGUGAGAGCAAAACUGUUUCUAUAUUCAAACCUGGAGUUUACUGUA